Messenger RNA from Rhopalosiphum maidis (corn leaf aphid), 3430 nucleotides. Its product is annotated as putative ferric-chelate reductase 1 homolog. Gene Ontology annotation, molecular function: oxidoreductase activity, acting on metal ions. The record is from RefSeq and is a predicted model, not a curated record. Lineage: Eukaryota; Metazoa; Arthropoda; Insecta; Hemiptera; Aphididae. The transcript has 14 exons. The coding region runs from base 423 to 2828 and encodes 801 amino acids.
GUCCGGCCCGAGAGUUUGUAUAUUCCGGUUGCACACGGUCGACCACUAGCCGACGACGACGCCACGCAUUCGUCCGGACACUAUCACGUCGGUAGAACGUAUCCCGCGCGCGCGCGCAUAAACGAUGGUUCGACGCGUACGCGAUUGACCGAACAGUUAUUCAGUUAAUGCUAUUUUCGUUUUCAGUUUCUAUCCUCACGUAAAGGGUGUGUGUGAUUCUUUUUUUAAUUUUUUUUUAUUUGUUCGUAUUCCAUCAACAAGUUGAAAGUCAACCUACUGACUACCCUCGACGAUCCGCCCGCUGCGAGGAAAACACUUUAAAGUGCAACGCCACUCAAAAAUACUACGUUACAACUUCGCCCACGCGCAGCGCACGUGUAUUAUACUCGACUUGACACAACAGCGAUCUGCUGCAGUACGCGAUGACUACCAGCCGGCACGCGGUCGCCGCGUUCGCCAUCCUGGCGGUCGUCUGCUGUUCGAUGUUGGUCGUCCGCGGCUACGAGUCCGGCGCGCCCGUGCUGACGUGCCGCACCAUGAUCCCGGGUCACGGUAAGGCGGCUCAGGUGUCCGCCGCCCCGUACCGGAUCGUGCCGUCCGAGAACGCCACGUCGUCAAGAGUCCGCGUCACCCUCACCGCGCCGCGGCCGAACGACUAUUUCAUCGGGUUCCUGAUCGAGGCCCGAGCGCCCGGAACCGGCGAGGACGCCGUCGGAUCGUUCGUCCAGGUGCCGCAGGACUCGCAGACGCUCGACUGCAACGAAGUGAUCAGCUCGGGCGUGACCCACAGUAGCAACACGAAAAAGAAAUCAGUAGAAUUCGAUUGGGAAGCACCGAGAAACUUUGACGGACAAGUGAAUUUUGUGGCAACGGUGUUGCUUGAUUACGCAACAUUUUGGGUUGGCAUAACUUCGACUCCAGUUCAGGUUAGCAGUACAAAAGGCGGGCCUUCAGUUUCCGGACCUACCGAAAUCGGCAGAUCAGAAAAUGGUCUCAGAGAAAUCGAGGCAAACAUUUACGACGGUUGUGGAAAAAAUAAAAACUGCGUCGGGGCGCCUUUGGGUUGCAUUCAAACGAUGAAUUGCCGAGCGGUUGUAGCUUUGAUGCCGUCGAAUGACAAAUAUCAAUUUGAAAUGAUGGCCCGUGACAGCCAAUAUGUGGCUUUUGGACUUUCGGACGACAACAAAAUGGGAGGCGAUGGCGUUGUCGAAUGUGUUCAUGAAGAGAGUGGCCGAAGCAAUAGCGUAAGUGCUUACAAAUCGUGGAAUGUUCCCAAUCGAAAGCAAAAUCGACGUGUCGAGGACUUGUCGGGCGUGAGUUUGGAUAGCGCCUCGAUCAUCGACGGUGCUAUUUACUGUAAGAUUGUCGUGGAUCCUAUUUUAAAAAUGGAAGACAACACGUAUGACCUGGACAAUAACGAUUAUUUCGUCCUGCUAGCCGCCGGCGCCUCGCUAAAAACGUUCAGCGUUGGUUAUCACGAUGUAGCGUUCAUAAGUAGCCCCGAUAAGAGGAAACUCGGCCAGUUGAGAGCGGCUCGUAUAAUGGACCCGUUUUACGACAACUGUGGUCAGACAAAAACGUGCUUCGGAUCGCCCGACGGUUGCUUGUCGACACAGGACUGCGCUGCCGUGACGGCUGUCAAAGUCGAAGGGACCCGGUACAUGUUCGAGAUGAAAGCCAGGAAUGCUGCUUAUGUGGCCGUCGGUAUUUCGGACGACCAGAAGAUGGGAGGCGACAGUGUCAUGGAAUGCGUCCACGAAAACGUCGGCACGAACCUGGUCAAAGCUUAUAUGUCAUGGAACGUUCCUAAUCAAAAGAGCAACAAACGUUUAACGAACCAAAAUGGACUCACACUGUUGAAUUCAUCGUUUAUCGACGGCACGAUUUACUGUAACGUUGUGCGAGAUGCUGUCACUAAAGUGGAAGGAAUCAAUUAUGAUCUGAUAAGAAACAAAUACUUUUUACUGAUCGCCGCCGGAACAUCAUUAAAAGAACGGAGUGUAGGCUACCAUGACUUGGCUUAUACCUCGACCGCGGAGGCGAGUGCGUUGUCGGAAAUCAAGUCAUUGAGAACCUCGUCAAAGUUACUUUUGAGGUUACACGGUUCGUUUAUGAUUGUCGCAUGGAUUGGAGCGGCCAGCAUAGGUAUAGUCAUUGCCCGGUAUUACAAACAAACGUGGGUCGGAGGUUCGUGUUGUUCCAAGGACUUGUGGUUUGGGUGGCAUCGAUUGUUGAUGAUGUUCACUUGGAUCCUUUCGUUGGUCGGGUCAGCUUGCAUAUUCGUGGAACUCGGCGAAUGGGUGUCCGGUCCCAGUCAAACGCACGCUCUUUUGGGAGUCGUCACUACCGUGCUGGCGUUUUUCCAGCCGAUCUUCGCAGCGUUCCGGCCACAUCCUGACUCGUCGAAGAGACCGAUUUUCAAUUGGAUCCAUUGGCUGGUCGGAAACGCCGCCCAUAUAUUCUCCAUCUUAACCAUAUUUUUCGCCGUCUCACUCAGCAAAGCCGAACUCCCCGCAUGGAUGGAUUGGAUACUUGUGGCUUACGUAGGCUUCUACGUCAUCAUUCAUUUAAUAUUGUCGAUAUCUGGUUGCUUGAGUGAAAAAUCAGGAAGCAUGCGCAUAAACACGUUCCCCAUGAAAGAUCUUCACAACGGAAGGAGUCCGAUGAGCUACGAACAACACAAAGACGCACCGCAUUCCGGAUUCCGAAAAUUCUGGCUGUUCAUUCACGUGCUGUUUAUUGUUUUAAUAACAUCAGCUCUAGUAUUGAUUGUUAUUUUUGCCCCGAUUGAAAACAAGUUAAAUUCUCUUCGGGAACAAUUCAGCUAAGAGUUGUCAAAAGCUUUUGUAAUAUUUGUACUAUAAAUUUAAUUUACUUUUUAUAUUAUUAUUUAUUAAACCAAAAUAAUUGUUUUAAAUACAGGAUUUUACAUAUUACCUGAAUAAAAUGUACAGAUAUUUCAAUUAUUAUUUUACUAUGUUCUAGUAACCUACUAAAACGCAGGUUGUUCGAAGCUUGUUUUAUAUUAUGUACCAUGUUUACAUGACUUCAUGUAAAUCCUUUUUGUAAUCCAUUGACCAUUGUUAACCGUUUUAUUCGUCUACUUAGAUUUACAACAUUAUACGUAGAUAAAUAGAGUUAUUAAAAGAAUAUAUUUAUGUAAUAGAAUAUAAUAUAUUUAUUUUACAUAAAGGUGUUGAACAAUAUAUUACAUAGGUAAUGUAAUUAUGUAACAAUAUGACUAAUUAAUAUGCUAUAAAAUGUGAAAUUUAAGGAAUUUCUAAGUUAAUCAUAUGAAAUUUCGAAUAAACACCUAAAAACUACAAUGACUAUUCAAAAAUUAAUAUUCAUAAAAUAUGUCUAUUACAGAAGACCGAUGUGUGUAUAAUAUAAAAGUUGUGUUACGAUUGAAUAUAAUAAAAGUUUAUAA